AUGACGUGUUGGAACUACCUGCCGGCGGAAAUCAAGCAACAUGUCGUCAAAAAGUUGGAUUUCAUGAGCAGAGUGGCCCUUAGAAGUACAUGUCGCCUCAACUAUCAUAUUGUGAAUUCCACGAAAUUGGAAUUGCCACGUGUCAGAUUUGGAUACAAAAGGGGGAGAAGUUUGAUUGUGAUCUACACGGGAAUCGAGAAGUUUCUGAGAUUGGAAUUCGGGAAUUGUGAACAGGGACCGGUUGUGAUGAAAUCCGAAAACACGUGUGACCCAAAAGAAACCAUCACGAAACUGCUGCCGUCACCCGUGAAUUCAAUCGUAUAUUCGAUUCUGACACUGAUUUCUCUACUCGCCCACCAAUCGAUAUUGAUUAAAGUAAUGGAAUGGGAGGUGUCUCCAGAGGACUUUGAAAGACUCAUUGGCCGUCUAAUUCUCAUUUUUUUGGAUGGACAAAAGUUUCGAAUCACCGAAAUUGCGAUGAGACAACAGAAAUGGACACAAAUUCUUCACAAGUUCCCGUUUGAUUUGCUUUAUUUUGACGAGCUGGAAAAUAUCCGACAGAUGGCAUUGACGAUUCAUCCGCAACGCUUGACUCUUUUCAUGGUCUAUCAAUUUAAGCAGUGUAUAAACGGCAAAUGGUUAUACAGUACCGACAUGCGAAUGAAAAGAGAGGCAUGGGAAUCAAAUUAUGUCAUAAGAAUUAAAACGGACAAUGAGAAACACAACGUAGAAACGCCUCCAACGACGACGGCCAUGUUUCUCAGCAAAAACAUCCAUCGCACACUCGGAACAGAAGUAAAGAGCGACGAUAUUGUUUCAUGCUGUCACAAGUCGGAAUGCGGCGCGUUUGUGUAUACGGUGGAAAAGCAGUUCGAGUAUCAUUUGGACUAUUUGAAGAGUCAGAAAUGUGGACUCGGCUCAUUCUGCAAACGAUGCUCGGAUCCAUUCGAAUACUGGUAUUAUCAGAAUUUGCCGCGUCGAGUGCUUCACGAAUCAUUUUGGACGGAUUUCAUUUUGAAUAUCGAUCAGGGAUUGAUUAGGGAGGAGCUGAGAGGAAAGUAUGAGAGAAAUGAGAGGGAGAGGAUUCAGAAGGCGUCGAAGAAGAAGAAAUUGGUGCCAUCGUGGGGAUUCAGAAGUGAGGUGCCAAUUCAAAAUGAGGGGGGACAAGGAAAGAAGAAGAAGAAGAACCCGAUUCUGGAGAAUUUCAAGGAUUCAGAAGACGUCGGAGAGCCAGAAGUCGUCAGUCUUGAAUAUUUCGAGGAUUCCGAGGAUUCCGAGGAUUCAGAAGCCAUGGAGUACCAGAAGCAGACUUCUGACUUCAUGGCUCCUCGAUUCAUUGUGACUGUCGUUUUAUUCCCGAUUCUGGUUUCUUUUAUUUUUUACUUGAUAUGGUUUUGA
Messenger RNA from Caenorhabditis remanei, 1398 nucleotides. RefSeq lists its product as uncharacterized. Gene Ontology annotation, molecular function: protein binding. The record is from RefSeq and is a predicted model, not a curated record. The coding region runs from base 1 to 1398 and encodes 465 amino acids. The transcript has 6 exons. Lineage: Eukaryota; Metazoa; Nematoda; Chromadorea; Rhabditida; Rhabditidae.